AUGUUCGGCCGCGGUCUCGCUGCGGCCGGGAGGGCUGCGCGGGCCCUGGCGGUCGCUACGGGCGGUGCAAGUGCCGAGGUCGAGGUCACUCGGCAGGCGUGCGCGAGGGCGGCCGCGGGGGGCUGGCUGCGCGGCUUCGCGUCCAACAGCAUUGACUCUUUCAACGUCCACAAGGACUUCGACGGAAAGAACACCGGGACCGAGAAAUGGGACUAUACAGAGGCCAACCGCAAAAUCGUCGACAACAUGCUCUCCAAGUACCCCACGAACUGGCGCCAGUCCGCCAUGAUCCCCAUGCUCGACAUCGCCCAGCAGCAAUCCGGCGGCUGGCUGCCGCUCUCCGCGAUGAACCGCGUCGCCGAGAUCCUCGGCGUCCCGGAGAUCCGCGUCUACGAGGUCGCCACCUUCUACUCCAUGUUCAACCGGACCCCCGGAGGCAAGUACCACGUCAUGGUGUGCGGCACGACGCCCUGCCGGCUCCAGGGCGCGCAGAGCAUCGAGCACACGAUCUCUGAACACCUCGGCAUCAAUAUGGGCGAGACGACGUCGGACGGCAUGUUCACGCUCGCGGAGAUGGAGUGCAUGGGCGCCUGCGUCAACGCGCCCAUGGUCUGCAUCGCGGACUUCUCCAACGGCGUCGAGGGCUUCAGCUACGAGUACUACGAGGACCUGACGCAGGACGACAUGCGCAAGAUCCUCGACCAGAUCAAGCGCGGGGAGAAACCUAAAACCGGGUCGCAAUAUCGUUCCAAGGCCGAGCCCGCGGGCGCGAUCGUGAACCGCGGCGAGAAGUGGGUGCCCAUGCAGGGCCACACCACGCUCACGGGCGACCCGCCGGGGCCGCGCUGCCGAGACCUGGACGCGCCGCCGCCGCCGCCGCCCAAGUGA
This is a messenger RNA of Pedinophyceae sp. YPF-701, 888 nucleotides long. Lineage: Eukaryota; Viridiplantae; Chlorophyta; Pedinophyceae. The record is from the annotation of a GenBank genome assembly.